Messenger RNA from Hevea brasiliensis (rubber tree), 1196 nucleotides. RefSeq lists its product as uncharacterized. The record is from RefSeq and is a predicted model, not a curated record. Bases 755 to 1162 code for a protein of 135 amino acids. Lineage: Eukaryota; Viridiplantae; Streptophyta; Magnoliopsida; Malpighiales; Euphorbiaceae. The transcript is spliced from 3 exons.
UGCAAUAUAUACGUUAUAUUGUCUCUCUCUCUCUCUCUCUUUUUUUUUUUUGGGUCUAUGCAAAUUAUAAUUUUUUCAGAUAGUUGCAUAAGCAAAUUCAGUAAUGACAUGUUUGAUUGCUAAUACAAUUGCUUUAUGUUCAAAUUUAUUAUUUUUCCUUUUCUUAUCUCCUGGAAUAUCCCUUAUAUUUUUAAUUUUUGUGAAUUAAUUUUUCUAACAGAUAUUAGAGUAACAGCUUGUUACUUUAUUAUUAUUUUUCUUUUUGGAUUUUCAAAGUAUGAAAAAAGAAGAAAACAAUGUUAUGAUCAAGGAGAAGCAAAUUGAAAAAUCUCAAUCUUUAAUUUCUUCAACACGAAGCUCAAGUGAAGGGACAGCAGACCAUAGUUGCAAAACUGAAGAAAGAAAAAGUAAUGGUCAAAUGAAAAAGAAGUAAAGCAAAAAGUCUCAUUCAUUCAAUUCUUCAAGGGGAAGCUGGAAUGAGAGGCUAGCUAGAAGAGCCUCAAUUUACAGGCCUCGAAAGAGUGAUGUGGAAAGUAGCUCGAGUUACAGCAUGCCUAAAAGGGGUGAAGCUGAAAGUACGCAGUUGUAAAGAAUGAAGUGAAACCAGAUGGCAGCAAUCCUAAUGUUUCUAUUUCUCCAGUUCGUUCGAAUAGGUGCAGUAGCUCUGAUGACAAUCCAAGUUCUAUAAGAAAAAAAUACUGUCACUCGUAUAACUACAAAAUCAUCCAAAAUUUCCAGCAACAGUAACGUUCCUAUGUUAGGGAAAGUAAGUAAAGAUUCCACCAGUGAAAGGGUAACAUUGAGUUCAACAAACGACAUAAUGUCAACAGAUACUAGUAUAUCAUGGGAUUUCUUUCCUCCAAACUUGGUGAAAUUAGGCCAGAAGGUGUUAAGGCAGGGAGAAAUUAAUUUGCUUGCUGCUGUGGAGGCUUUACAAGAGGCUAAUACUGAUAUAAUUGCUCCUCAUUCUGUUAGAGAAGAAACAAAACUUGCAUUUGACAGAGAGCUAAAUGCAAUUACAUGGAUGAAAGCAGCUUUGGAUUCUGAUCUUAACUCAGUUUCUGAUCAUAUCAAAGCCACUAGUAUUUCCAUGGAAAGUGGUAUUAUCAGAGAACACCGAGAAGUGCUUUGGCUGUAUUAUCAGAAAUUGCAAAUGCCUUGAAUAAAGAGUGUAGAAUAUGGUUUUUUGAGGAUUA